GGAAGUGGCCUGUGCGCGAACUCAUUUCAGGUUUGGCCCAAUACAUCCAUGGUUCCGGGCAGCAGUGUAUUUUGUCCCAAACAAAGUAGGACUUACGCCGCAGAGGCCGAAUGAUACCAACAGACUGAACCGGUUUUCAUUUGUUGUCUUUUUUUUUUUUUUGAAUCUCUGAAAUAAGUACUUUGAAGUCACCAGAAAUGGGUCCCGGAUAAAUGAAAGAAUAUUCCAGAAACACCGUGGACUACAGGGUUUGCGGGCAGGAGUUUAGCGGCCCGCGUCCGUGAAGGAGCUCAGCGGGCGGGAGAAGCACAAGGAAUCGCCGGCCAUUGUGGGUUAGGAACGGCAUUCAGUUCUCGCCAGAUUGAAGCUCCGUCCCCAUCCCUUACUAGCCUUCCUGAUUCUGUUCUGGGAGAGUUCAGACAAGUAUCAUCGCCAAGAUAGCCGGGCCAGGCAGGAAGAGGCACACCUCAGAUCCAGACCCCAGCAGCGGUAGUGAUUCCGGCGACGGGCGGCCUGUUAUUGCCAAGUGCCUGAAGAUGGCCAGCAGCGGUGGUAGUGGUGUGGCUGGUAGCGAGACAGUGGGCCGUCGUGGUGGGGCUCAGCAGAGAGGAGGCAGCGGGAGAGACAACAGCUCAGACCUGUCCUCCAGUACCAGUAAGAAGAAGCAGAAGGACAGGGCCAACCAGGAGAGCAGAGAGGCCAAGAGGGCAGCCGCUGCAGCAGUAGAUGGGGUUAUUGCAGAGGUCAAGAAAGAUGUGUUUGUGGACUGGAAGCAGAAUGUCAAUGAAGUGACUGUCAGACUGCGCUGUGGGGAGGGGGUGCAGAGGAUUGAGGAUAUCAUUACAACCUUCACUGAUACACACUGCCAUGUGUGCUUCCCAGAUGGACGGCAGUGGAGCUGCCAAUUGCAGGAGGAAAUUGAGGCUUCGUGUAGCAGAGUCCAGUACAAGGAAAAAGGAGGUUUUCUGCAUGUCAUAAUGCAGAAGAAGAUUCCCUUUCACAUCUGGCCUUCGCUUAAGUCAAACAAGAAGGAGAAGGAGGCAGUGCCCACAGAGACCAAAAAUGACAAGGAGCUGGAGAUGAAACCUGUUGCCUUGGAGUCAUCAGAGAAACCCAAACUGUCGUCCUUGCAGCCACAACUCCAGCCCCAGCCUCCCUCCUCACCUGCACACAGCGAGUCAAGACGCAGCGGUGGCAAAGCUGAGCGGGGUGUCAAGCGCUGCCUGAAAAACAAAGCAGCGUGUGAGGCCACUACGGACUCUGUAGGGGUGAAAGGUGGAGCGGGAGAUGGCUCAGUCACCACCAGCAAGCCUGUUAAAGUCACGAGAGGCGAGCAGCAGCCUCAGGAACCCAGUGCCAAGCGCACCGUUGUACGGCUGCCCAAGACCACCAAGGAGGCUACGUCACUGGCCAACACGGACACACACUCUGUCAAGUCUACAGUAGCCAAUGGUAAAGCUCCACACACACACCUGCCCGCUGGUCGGAGCCCGCAGAUGCAACACAAAGAUGGAGACAACAGAACGGGGAGACUAGGCAGUGGCCAGGAACAGAAACCAGGAGUUGCUGUCGCUGCUGCCAGCCAUAACAACAAAACUCAGGAUGCAGAGAAGCGAAACCAGUCUUCAGACAGGUCCGGAGCAACAGCACAUGGCAGUGAUAGCCAACCAGCAGCUCCCGUCAGCACCACUGACUGCCACAAAGCUGUCGGCUUGGACUCCGCUUCUCCAGAAAAGCUGGGAGAUAGAACUGACUCUGAGCCAGAGAAAAAGCCUGUUGGGCAGGAAUCAGAGCAGGAUUCUCUGAUCCGCCAGCAUCUUGGAUCAAGAGAGGCAGGUUCAGUACCAGCUGUUGGCGUGGCUGCCAAACAAGGCCAGUCACCCUAUCUAGCCCAGAGGCAGGGCAGCUGUGAUGGAGAGGAGAAGCAGGAUCAGUCGAAGGAGGAGCCUCCUCUUGAAAUGAAGCAACAAGAAGCCCCAGAGCAGAUGGUUAACCUGCAAUUUGUGAAGAAUGAUUCGUACGAGAAGGGUACCGACCUGAUGGUGGUUAAUGUUUACAUGAAGGGGAUAUGCAGGGACACGGCCAGGGUCAUCUUCAGGGAACAGGACUACACGCUCAUCUUCCAGACGAGUGAUGCUAACUUUCUGCGGCUUCAUUCAGACUGUGGACCAAACACAGUUUUCAAGUGGCAAGUCAAACUCAGGAACCUGAUCCAGCCUGAGCAGUGCAGCUACUCGUUCACCCCGUCCCGACUGGACAUCACCCUGAAGAAGAGGCACAGUCAGCGCUGGGGGGGUCUGGAGGCCCCUGCCACACAAGGUGCAGUGGGUGGCGCCAAGGUCGCUGUGCCAUCCAGCCCGACCUGCAUGGACAAGAGCCAGCCAGGCAGCAGCCAGCACACCCUCCCAGCCAAGGAGGAGCCUCCGAGGGUCGGGGAGGAGAAACCCAAGGCCCCUAAGGCCUCAUCCAGAGUGGAGGAUGGCGGUCUGGACACUGUGGCUCCUCGCACUGUCUCUGAGCAUGUUGCCAUCACCAAGCCAGAGCCCACUGUUACCACGCCUAAACCUACCUGCAUGGUGCAGCCCAUGACUCAUGCACCUCCUGCCAGCAAUGAGCGCCAUGAAGAAGAGGAGGAGAAGAAGGUGUGCCUGCCUGGUUUUACAGGAUUGGUCAACCUCGGCAACACCUGCUUCAUGAACAGCGUCAUCCAAUCCCUGUCGAACACCAGAGAACUCAGGGAUUACUUCCAUGAUCGAGCAUUUGAGGCAGAAAUCAACUGCAAUAACCCACUAGGAACAGGAGGCAGGCUCGCCAUUGGUUUUGCUGUGCUGCUCAGGGCCCUUUGGAAGGGAACACAUCAUGCCUUCCAACCCUCAAAACUCAAGGCGAUUGUGGCCAGUAAAGCCAGUCAGUUUACAGGUUAUGCCCAGCACGAUGCCCAGGAGUUCAUGGCUUUCUUGCUGGACGGGCUCCAUGAGGACUUGAACCGCAUUCAGAAUAAACCUUACACAGAGACGGUCGACUCAGAUGGACGACUGGAUGAGGUGGUGGCGGAGGAGGCAUGGCAGAGACACAAAAUGAGAAACGACUCCUUUAUAGUGGAUCUCUUCCAAGGCCAGUUCAAAUCCAAGCUUGUCUGCCCCACAUGUUCCAAGGUGUCUAUCACCUUCGACCCUUUUCUCUACCUGCCUGUGCCCUUGCCCCAGAAACAAAAGGUGCUCUCAGUUUACUACUUUUCUAAGGAACCUCAUAAAAAAACCAUCAAGUUUUUAGUGAGUGUGAGCAAGGAGAACUCCAGUACUGCUGAAGUCCUCGAAUCCAUCUCCAGGAGUGUCAGGGUCAAACCAGAGAAUCUCAGACUGGCAGAGGUGGGGAAGAACCGCUUCCAGCGCAUGUUCCUGCCGUCCCAUUCCCUGGACACGGUGUCCUCCUCUGACAUGUUGUUCUGCUUUGAGGUGCUUUCCAAAGACAUUGCCAAAGAGAGAGUGGUAUUGCUCAGAGUGCAGCAGAGACUCCAGGUCCCUAAUAUCCCUAUCUCAAAGUGUGCUGCCUGCCUGAAGCCUCCAGUGUCUGAGGAAGACAAGCUGAAGCGGUGCACUCGCUGCUAUCGUGUGGGCUACUGCAAUCAAGUGUGUCAGAAGACCCACUGGCCCAAUCACAAAGGUCUGUGUCGACCCAACACAGAGAACGUGGGCCUGCCCUUCCUGGUCAGCGUGCCAGAGUCUCGACUCUCCUAUUCCCGUCUCACCCAACUAUUAGAGGGUUACUCCAGGUUUUCCGUAAACGUGUUCCAGCCUCCUUUCCAGUCAGGCAGGUUAUCCCCCGAAUCAUCCCAGUGCCGGGUUGACCUCCCCCCAAUGCCAGCAGGCUCUCCUGAGGGUCUUGGGCCAGGGGAUGAGGCCAUGGGUGGAAGCAGUACUGUAGGAGUAGGUGAUCUGGAGCUGGAGAGUCACUCGCUGCUUCCUGAAUCCCAGGCAGAGUAUGCUCAGGCCUCAGCCCUCCACUCUGGGGAGCCAGAUACCCUCUCCUCCCAGACCUCACUCUCCACCACGCGGACCACGGAUUCAGGAUUCUCUGAGCCAAUCUCUUCUACUUCCUGCUGCUCUUUGGACCCUCAUGCUGAAAAAGAGACGUCCUGUGAGAAGGCAGUACGGCCAGAAGCUGCAGUAACAGGGUAUCAGCAUCCAAGUGAAUCAGCAUCAGGUCAUGCCAGUCAGUUCUACAUAGCUCUGCUGGACUCUAACAACAAGGAACAGAGGCUGGAUGAGAAAGAGGAUGCAUUGACGGACCUCCCUGAAGACUCGCUCCUGGAGCUGGUGUGGAAAAACAAUGAGCGUCUGAAGGAGUACGUCCUGGUGAGCUCCAAGGAGCUGGAGUAUGAGGAGGACCCCGGCUCUCUGAGUGAGACAGCCAGAGCAGGACACUUCACCCUGGAGCAGUGCCUCAACCUCUUCACAAAGCCAGAGGUUCUGGCACCAGAGGAGGCAUGGUACUGUCCAAAGUGCCAGCAACACCGAGAGGCCUCCAAGCAACUGCUGCUGUGGCGUCUGCCCAACGUUUUGAUCAUCCAGCUCAAACGCUUCUCCUUCAGGAGCUUCAUCUGGAGGGAUAAGAUCAAUGAUAUGGUUGACUUUCCCGUCAGGAAUCUGGAUCUGAGUAAGUUCUGUAUUGGCCAGAAAGAUGAGAUGCAACAACCCCCUAUCUACGACUUGUAUGCAGUCAUCAACCACUAUGGAGGAAUGAUAGGAGGCCACUACACGGCAUACGCUCGCCUGCCCAGUGACAAGAACAGCCAGCGCAGUGAUGUUGGCUGGCGUCUGUUUGAUGACAGUACUGUGACAAUGGUGGAGGAGAGUCAGGUGGUGACGCGCUAUGCCUACGUACUGUUCUACCGACGACGAAACUCCCCCGUGGAGAGGCCGCCACGCUUUCUCAGGCCUGUAGGAGCAGAGUCGCCCACUGCUGCAGGAGCUACUGCCAGCCAGGCCUCUCUAAUAUGGCAGGAACUGGAGGAAGAAGAGGAAGGGCUCGACGAAGGGCCCCGCGGACUGUUCCGCUCUGCGCUGCGGAGGGGACAAAUGGCGAGGAACAGAGAUGAGGAAGACGAAGACAGAACUGAAGGGUCUGCGCGACGACACCGCAGGCAGACGAUGUCGGACUAUCCCGACGAUGACUGUGUGCGAUACUUUGUUCUGGGCACCCUGGCAGCCGUGUUUGCUCUGUUCGUCAAUUUGGUCUACCCUCUUCUUUAGAAAUCCAACUGGACCUGAGCGGUGGCUAGUUGGUGUCUUGCUUUGACCUGGGCAUUCAGAAAUAUGAAUGUGAGGCUGGUCAAACAAGGAGAGGUUAGAUAGGAAACUUGGGAAGAGGCAGUUUAAGUUUUAAUACUUACCCCUCCUCUUGAGUAAGAACUGAGUAAGUCAUACAUUAAUGGUUGUCCAUUCUACCCAACACUACAAAACAUGAAGUGUAUGUUUAACUUUACAUGGCUCAACCCUUUAAAAUACUUGGGGCACUAUUUCUCACAUGAAAACACACUGAGUUUAAUGGGACAGCUAAAAUGUCCCCGUCAUCCAUAAGAAAACCUUGUAGUUAAAGCUGCAGCAGAAUGAUACUCUCAGCAUACAGUGGCGGUAUAUUGAGGGUAAACUAUUCACUACACUGCCUCUUUGCAUUGUAUCGACUCUUCCAAUGUACUUUUGCUUUUCAACAAUUUUGCUGGUGUUUGAAAAUAAUUCUCAGAUGAUGAGCUCUGACAGGCUUAAUCACAUACACUAAUAUUUAAUCCUGGAGCUACAUAGUUUAGUGUGAAAGUUCAUUCUUGACCUUUGAAACAGUAGUUGGACAAAACAAAAAAUCUUAACUUAAGGACCAGGAAGGCCACGAGAUAUGGUUCAAAGCUCUGAGAAAAGCUAAAGUAAGUAGACCUCUUUAGUUAAGAUUUUUUGUCAAAGAAACUAUAUAGUUGUACAAUAAUGUAUUAAAUGCUUAUAAGCUGAGAAUUGUGGCAAAAUGGUUCUAGUACAAAAAGAAACUUGCUUUAGAGCUACAGAGGAAGCCACUGUUAUGGUCCUUCUUUUGUUUUUAUUGCACUACACUUGUAAGAAGAUAAGAUUGUAAAUUCCUGCAGUACAAAUGUAUAUGUGAGAAGAGGCACUUCAACAGUGACACAUUUUCAAACAUUAGAUCAUGAAGCAAGGAGAACGCUUUGUUUUUUGUGUGACCAAUUGCUGUUGCCUUUUUAUGUCCUUAAAUAGAAAACAAAUUGAUUUACGGGCCUUAAAAUUGCUGUUUGUGUCCGGCCACCAUCGUGUUUUUUAAAUGGCUUCUUUCAGUAGUAUGUACUGAAGUUAACUGUAUUUUGAUAUUUUUAUUUUCCAUAGUAUUGAAAUGCUUGUCAAAAGUAUGUAUUAGUUGGUUUUUAUUUAACAUUUUUAAGCCAUAGCCAGGUGAGGGUUUAUAAUUCUCAGGAUGAAAUGUAGUAAACAAUGACAUGUUGCUCUCUGUCUUUUUUUUUUAAAUCCUACAAAAGAAGAUGAGAAAUUUUCUGACAAUACUGUCUUGUCACAGCCCAGUUAAACUAGGAGUUUGCAAUUAUUAAUUAAGGAAUAACCGUCCACCUCUGAAUGUAAUGUUUUUCGAUGUGUUACACUGUUUGGAGUGGAAAGCUCCAGAGUUAUUGAUUAUGGACAGUUUUGGAGCUGUAAAACAUUGAAUUUGAAUUGAACUGUGUACAGUUCUACCUGUAAAGUAUUUUGAUAUUGUCUUCAUGAAACAGUCAAUUUCUUGUUCAUUUUUGCUUUAAUUUAAAAAAAGAUCUGGAUGGUUUUAUUGCAGCAGCAGCAGUUAAAAUAUGAAGGGUUUUUAACUCCUUUUUAAAGUCUUGAACACUUUCUGAGACUCCAAACUGUCCAUAGAUCAUUUCUUUACUCGGCUUCCUCAGUGAUUGUGAGUGUGUAUGUGGGUCUCAGGGAAAUCCCAGUGCUCUACCUGUUUGCCUUAAAUGCUCGGCAUAGCUCAGAGCACCGUCAGACUGUGUAUACUUGACUCAGAUAUAUGCAAGGCUGAAGUCCCUCUAGUUUUAAGAGUUUGUGAAUUGUAUGAAAUCUCCCGGUACCCAACAUAAACAGCAGCAGUGGGUGGGAUCAGCGGAUGUUAAACUCAGAUCUAACAGUUGAGGUUGAACUUAAAGGGGUUUUCGGCACACACUGCGCUGAUUUUAAACAUCUAAAUGCUUUUGGGUUUUUGUUAAGUUGACUGGAUUUAAAUUGACCUGACUGAAGGAUGGAACUAUGUAUGUGUGUAGUCUGCUAUAAAAAGUUAAUUGGAAUAAUCAUGACUUGUAUUUUGUGAGGAAAUUAACUAAGGUCUCUAUAUGAAAUAUACUGAUUAAAAUUAUUGCAAGUACUGUAUUUUUAAGAAAAUCAUUAUCAUUUUCAUUUCCCUGCAAUAAUGUGUCUAGAUACCUCCAUCUAAAUGCUGCUUUCUAAGACUUUUGGAAAUAAAAUCUCCAUCUGUUUAUUCUGUUUUGUAUAUUAUUAAUGUUAUGUUAUGUCCUCAUCGUUUUCUCCAAACAGAUGAAAUCUUCCAGAUAACUAAACCAGCAUUAUUUACCGUUAACACUGGUUUAUUUUACAGGCCUCUAGCCAAUCACUGUUUGGGACAGACCUGGAUCCUGAAGGACCACCUACGUUGACCCCAGAGGUUCCCUCUGACCUCUUCGCCCACUCGGGAGAGUGCGCCGUGCCAUCCUACAGCAACAUGGAGGAGGUGGACUAGUCAUGGUGAGGACUAAAGGAACUACAGAUCCGAGCUGGUGAUCCAGGGAGGUCCCAAGUGGAAGCUACUCCUCAGCUAAAGACACUUCAGUGCUCUCUAAUUACACCGACAUCUGAAUCGGGUGUCAAAACAACGCCACAAUGCUAGAAGAUCUGGAGGUGGUCUUUGAGGAUUCGACUGCACUCGUCAAAGACCUUCAGAUGCACAUAGAGACGUGUACUCAGUACUAACUAAACACUCACAUCAUUGAUAUACUCACAUUAAUAUACUUACCCAUUGAUAAACACUUAACAAGCUGUAUAUGUAACUAUAUUCAUCCAGUCCAUAUAGAAACACACACACACACACACACACACACCUACACCUAUAAUCUCGGAGCUCCUGUUAGCAGCUCAUUAUAAUCUGCUGCUACACAAGUUCAUCCUCAACCACCUAACAGAGUUCAGUGGAGUGCCUGCCAGGCUUCCACGCACCAACGCACCUUGUGGUCUGGUUUCAAGCUAAAAACCUCACUGCUAACCUUGACCAGACCUGUUAAUUCCUGGCUAAAACUACAGUCGAUUCAUUAGGGUACAUUUUAGGAGCUUGAGUGAAGAUUGUUGUAAUGUGUGUAAAUCUUUUUUUUUUUUUUUCUUUGUUUUGUUUUUUGAGGUAUUGCCUGGUUUGAUUCGUUUGUGCCAGGCUGUUCUGUAACUUGGAUUGGAAUUGUAGCAACUGAUGUAAAGGAAAAAAACGAGACUGGUGCUGACCUGCUACUUUUUAUUAAUACAGGGCACACGCAAUUUGUUUGUUUUUUGUUUUUGUUUUUUUGUCGCUUUAUAAACUUCAUUUGGCUUCUGUUGAUGUAUCGUAUUAUUAUAUUUCUCAUUAUUUGUAUUGAUGCAAUUGUCAAAGGCUUUCAGUAUAAACUGAAAUGUGCAUGACUGCAUGCCCCUCCCCCCCCAAAAUUUUGCUACAUUUUAUUGUUUCAGUUUUGCGUGAGUUGUCCAGUCUCACCCCUCCCCUCCUUUGUAAUGGACUGCGUGUAUAAAGUGGGGAUCAUUAAGAAUACUGCUGUGGAUACAUAUAAAUGGUUAAUAUAAAUAAAAACAAUUUUGGGAACUACUGA
Messenger RNA from Siniperca chuatsi (mandarin fish), 8887 nucleotides. It is a transcript of the gene usp19, whose product is annotated as ubiquitin specific peptidase 19. Gene Ontology annotation, molecular function: cysteine-type deubiquitinase activity. The record is from RefSeq and is a predicted model, not a curated record. Gene Ontology annotation, biological process: protein deubiquitination. Bases 537 to 5252 code for a protein of 1571 amino acids. Lineage: Eukaryota; Metazoa; Chordata; Actinopteri; Centrarchiformes; Sinipercidae. The transcript has 26 exons.